AUGGCGUCCGCCUACAACCUGGAACCGCAGACAAAUGCCAAAGUAAUCCUGCACACCAGCCACGGCGAUCUCGACCUCGAGCUCUGGGCCACCCAAACGCCCCUCACCUCCCGCAACUUCCUGCAACUCUGCCUCGACAACUACUACACAAACACGACCUUCCACCGCCUCGUCCCCAACUUCAUCCUGCAAGGCGGCGACCCUACUGGCACCGGUCAUGGCGGCGAAGCAAUCUACCCUGGCGGUCUCUUUGAGGAUGAAUUCCACUCCCGCCUCCGCUUCAACCGCCGUGGCCUUGUCGGCAUGGCUAAUUCGGGCCGUCGCAACGACAAUGGCUCGCAGUUCUUCCUGACGCUCGGGGACACAAAGGAGCUGACGGGGAGGAAUACGAUGUUUGGCAAGGUGGUGGGCGACACGCUGUAUAACCUGGUGAGGAUGGGGCAGGGCGAGUGUGAGGAGGGCACGGAGAGGCCCGUGUAUCCGGUUACGAUUACGGGGGCGGAGGUGGUGGUGAAUCCGUUUGAGGACAUGAAGCCGCGUGAGGCGGCUGUAAAGGCUGGGACGCUGGAGGAGGAGGAGAAGAAGGCUGCCGCGGGGAAGAAAGCUGCUGCAGGAAAAAAGAAGAAGGGAAAGGCGCUUCUGUCCUUUGGCGGCGAUGAGGAGGAGGCAGAGCAGCAGCCGGUGCUCAAAAAGCCGAAAUUCAACACCCGGCUCGUAGUCGCCGCACCACUAUCGGAAGAGGCGCCAGAGAAACAGGCGGAGAAGAAAAUCUCGGAGCCGACAAGCACGGGGGCAAAGAACGCCAUCACAACGACAGAGACGGUUACGACUGUGACGUCGAAAGAUACCGACUCCCUCGCUGACCCAGACCCAACACCCGUCCGCGCCCGCUCGCCCGCCCGCUCGCCCUCCCGUACGCCCUCACCGCCACCGACGCGCCAGGCCUUGCAGCUCGCAGAAACUAACGCCCAGAUCGCGGCACUCAAACAGUCUCUCCGCCGCGACCGCGACACACCCGCUACCACCACAACAGCUACAAAACCCAAGAAAUCACUACUGGCAAUCCAGAAAGACCUCCUCCCCGCGACAUCCAUCAAAGGCCGCAAACGUAAGCGCGACACCACUAAAGACGACACCACUAAAGACGACGACGAGACGCUCGCCGCGCUAAAACGCUUCCAAAAGAAGCUCUCCACCGCCUCCUCCUCUGCCCCCCCUACCACCUCCAUCAACUCCCGCACAACCAAAGACACUGCCCCCAUCGCCGACAAAGACGCCACCAGCAUCUUGGACGAAGACGACGAAGCAACCCUCUGCGACCUGCACUUCAUCCCGAACUGCGCCUCCUGCGGCCUCUACGAGCGGCCCUCCCGUAGUCCUAGCCCGGGUGCCAGUGAGGCGCUGUGGAACCAUACGCUGAGCUUUGAGAAGGAUAGACUAGGCAAGGAUCUUACGUGGAAGCGCAAGAAUGAGGAGCUGAUUAUGAUUGAUCAGCGGGAGAAGGAGAAGAAGAUUUUGCAGUUGGGGAGGAGGAGGGAGAGGGGUGGUGGCGGCGGCGGCGGCGGCGGUGGUAGUGGUGGAGGGACGGAAUGGGGGAAGAGGAGGGGUGAAGGAGGAAGGGGGGGUGAGAGGGGAAGGGGUGGAGGGAAUCGGGGUGAGAGGGGAAGGGGCGGAGGGGAUAGGGGUGACAGGAGGGGUGGUGAUAGGGGUGAUAGAGGGGGUCCGAGUCGAGGGCCUAGGAGGUAG
This is a messenger RNA of Morchella sextelata, 1746 nucleotides long. RefSeq lists its product as uncharacterized. Gene Ontology annotation, cellular component: catalytic step 2 spliceosome. Lineage: Eukaryota; Fungi; Ascomycota; Pezizomycetes; Pezizales; Morchellaceae. The transcript is spliced from 2 exons. The record is from RefSeq and is a predicted model, not a curated record. Bases 1 to 1746 code for a protein of 581 amino acids. Gene Ontology annotation, biological process: protein folding; protein peptidyl-prolyl isomerization. Gene Ontology annotation, molecular function: peptidyl-prolyl cis-trans isomerase activity.